AUGUCUCAGGGCGCCGAGAGGAGGAUGGAAAGCCGGUUGAAGAAGUUGGAGGACAUGAUGAGAAACCCCAGGUCUGCCCUAAACCUGGAAAGUUUGCUGGACUCCUUAAAUGCUGUGGUCCUAGAUUUGGACUAUCCUGCACUUCGCAAGAAUAAAAACAUUGAAACCUUUCUAAAUAGAUAUGAGAAUGUCAUAAAACAAGUUCGAGAUCUGCAGAUGAAGUCAGAUGACUUUGACAGAGUUAAAGUGAUUGGCCGAGGAGCUUUUGGUGAGGUUCAACUGGUCAGGCAUAAAGCCUCCCAGAAAGUCUACGCCAUGAAGCUUCUUAGCAAGUUUGAGAUGAUCAAACGCUCAGACUCCGCCUUCUUCUGGGAAGAAAGGGACAUCAUGGCCUUUGCCAACAGCCCAUGGGUUGUGCAAUUGUGCUGCGCUUUCCAAGAUGAGCACUACCUCUACAUGGUGAUGGAGUACAUGCCAGGAGGUGACCUGGUCAACCUCACCAGUACCUAUGAUGUGCCAGAGAAAUGGGCCAAGUUUUACACCGCAGAGGUGGUGAUGGCCCUGGAUGCUAUUCACUCGAUGGGCUUCAUUCACCGUGAUGUCAAACCAGACAACAUGCUGCUGGACAGACACGGGCACCUGAAGCUUGCUGACUUUGGAACAUGCAUGAAGAUGGACUCGACUGGUAUGGUACAUUGUGAUACAGCAGUUGGAACCCCUGACUACAUUUCUCCUGAAGUGCUGAAAUCCCAGGGAGGCGAUGGGUAUUAUGGGAGAGAAUGUGACUGGUGGUCCGUCGGGGUUUUUAUCUUUGAACUGCUUGUUGGUGACACGCCCUUCUAUGCAGACUCUCUUGUGGGAACUUACAGUAAGAUCAUGGAUCAUAAAAACUCCCUCAACUUUCCUGAUGAUGUAGAGAUCUCCAAAGAUGCAAAGAAUAUCAUCUGGGCCUUCCUAACUGACAGGGAGGUGCGAUUGGGACAGAAUGGUGUAGAGGAGAUCAAGCGACACCCUUUCUUCAAGAACGACCAGUGGACCUUUGACACCAUCAGAGAGACUGUUGCACCUGUGGUCCCAGAGCUGAGCAGUGACAUUGACACCAGUAACUUUGACGAGAUUGAAGAAGAUAAAGGUGACGUAGAGACGUUCCCCACACCGAAGGCUUUUGUUGGAAAUCAACUCCCCUUUGUAGGCUUCACCUACUUCAAAGAAGACCAGCUACUUAAUGCUUCCAACAACUCCUCGUGUAUUAAUGAUAAUUCAAAGGGAGAGUCUCUAGCACUGCAAAAGAAGCUUCAUAACUUGGAAGUUCAACUAAAUAAUGAGAAGCAAGCCAAAGAUGAUCUCGAGCACAAAUUCAGAGCUGCCACUAGUCGUCUGGACAAAGUCGCCAAAGAACUUGAAGACGAGGUGACCAGCAGGAAAAAUUUGGAGUCAAACCUGAGGCAGCUGGAAAGAGAGAAGGCGCUUCUGCAACACAAGAGUCUAGAGAGCCACCGAAAAGCUGAGAGUGAAGCUGACAGGAAACGCUGUCUGGAAAAUGAAGUAAAUAACCUCCGGGAUCAGCUGGAUGACUUGAAAAGAAGAAAUCAAAAUUCACACAUUUCCAAUGAGAAGAACAUCCAUUUACAGAAACAGUUGGAAGAAGCCAACAAAUUGCUCCGGGCGGAAUCUGAGUCCGCUACAAGGCUCCGUAAAACUCAGACAGACAACAGCAAACAGAUGCAGCAGCUGGAGGUGAACAUGCGAGAGCUUCAGGACAAAUGCUGUCUGCUGGAACGCAGCAAGUUAAGCCUCGAGAAGGAAUGCAUCACCUUGCAGGCUGCCCUGGAGACAGAACGCAGGGAGCACAGCCAGGGCUCAGAGACCAUCAGUGACUUAAUGGGGCGUAUCUCUGGCCUUGAGGAGGAAGUACAGCAACAGAAACGAGCAUUCUCCAAAAUGGAGACUGAGAAGAGGCAUCUUCAGGAGAAGCUCACGGAUUUGGAAAAGGAAAAGAGCAACAAAGAGAUCGAUUUGACCUAUAAGCUCAAGGUGCUACAGCAGGGACUAGAGCAGGAGGAGAGCUCCCAUAAAGCCACCAAGGCUUUGCUGGCAGACAAGAACAAGAUAAAAGUAACCAUUGAGGGUGCAAAAUCAGAGUCUAUGAAGGAGAUGGAGCAGAAGCUUGCAGAGGAACGAGUAGCCAAAUUGCGGCUUGAGAACAGAAUACUUGAACAGGAGAAGCAUAGCAGCAUGAUGGACUGUGACUAUAAACAAGCUCUCCAGAAGCUGGAUGAGUUGCGCAGACACAAAGACCACCUCACAGAGGAGGUCAAGAAUCUGACACUAAAAAUUGAGCAGGAGACCCAGAAACGCAACCUUACCCAGAAUGAUCUGAAGGCCCAGAACCAGCAACUAAACUCUUUACGAACGUCAGAAAAACAGCUGAAGCAGGAAACAAAUCACUUACUUGACAUUAAACGCAGCCUGGAAAAACAGAACCUUGAGCUGCGCAGAGAAAGACAAGACACGGAUGGGCAAUUGAAGGAACUGCAAGACCAGUUAGAAGCAGAACAAUAUUUUUCUACAUUGUAUAAGACACAGGUUCGUGAACUGAAAGAUGAAUGUGAGGAGAAGAACAAACUUUUCAAAGAAGUGCAGCAGUCUCUUCAGGAACUACAAGAGGAAAGAGAUUCUUUGGCUGCUCAGCUGGAAAUCACGCUUACCAAAGCUGACUCAGAGCAGCUUGCUCGCUCUAUUGCUGAGGAGCAAUACUCUGACCUGGAAAAGGAAAAAAUAAUGAAGGAGCUUGAGCUGAAGGAGAUGAUGGCUCGCCAUCGUCAGGAAUUGUCAGAGAAGGACAUCACAAUCAAUUCGUUGGAAGAAGCCAAUAGGACCCUCACCAGUGAUGUCGCCAACUUAGCCAAUGAGAAGGAGGAGCUCAAUAACAAAAUGAAGGAGGCUGUUGAAGUAACAGAGAAGUCGAAUGAUUGGGAGCAGCAGAUUAGUCAGAUGAAGACCACAUUUGAGAAGCAACUGCAAUCUGAGAGAACACUGAAAACUCAGGCUGUCAAUAAGCUGGCAGAGAUCCUGAACAGGAAGGAGAUGCGUGCUGGAAGUAGUCGCCGUGGCAACGACACAGACAUGCGGCGCAAGGAGAAGGAGAACAGAAAGCUGCAGCUGGAGCUGAGAUCGGAGAAGGAAAAGCUCAACAGUACAAUAAUCAAAUAUCAGAAAGAGAUCAAUGAAAUGCAGGCACAAUUGGCAGAUGAGAGUCAGAUGCGAAUUGAGCUCCAGAUGGCUCUGGACAGUAAAGACAGUGACAUCGAGCAGUUGAGGAAUCUCCUCCAGUCACUCAGCGUACAAUCUAUGGACUCUGCCAGUAUCAGUAGUGGACCAGAGUUUGAUACCGAUGAUGCCUUUACAGAAACAAGGCUUGAAGGAUGGCUAUCCCUUCCUGUGCGUAACAACACCAAGAAAUUUGGAUGGGAGAAAAAGUAUGUUGUUGUGAGCAGCAAGAAGAUUCUUUUCUACAAGAGUGAACAAGACAAAGAGCAGUCCAUUCCUUAUAUGGUGCUUGAUAUAGAUAAACUAUUCCAUGUGAGGCCUGUCACUCAAACAGACGUGUACCGAGCAGAUGCCAAAGACAUUCCAAGAAUAUUCCAGAUUCUUUAUGCCAACGAAGGUGAGAGCAAAAAGGAGCCCGAAUUUCCCGUAGAGCCGCUGCCGAUCGGUGAAAAGUCCAGCUAUAUUUGUCACAAAGGCCACGAGUUCAUCCCCACACUGUAUCACUUCCCCACCAACUGUGAGGCAUGCACCAAACCUCUAUGGAACUGGUUCAAGCCCCCGCCUGCUUUAGAAUGUCGGCGCUGCCAUAUUAAGUGCCACAAGGAUCACAUGGACAAGAAAGAGGAGAUCAUUGCUCCUUGCAAAGUGAACUAUGACGUGUCUACGGCCAAAAAUCUGCUGCUGCUCGCCAUCUCUCAAGAAGAGCAGCAGAAGUGGGUGAGCCGUCUGGUCAAAAAGAUUCCCAAGAAGCCGCCUCCUCCGGAGAAUCUUGCACGCUCCUCACCACGUGCAUCCAUGAAAGUCCAAUCCAGUCAGUCCAUUAGGAGGCCCAGUCGACAGCUCCCCAUCAGCAAAAGCAGAUCAAAUGGCUUCAAAUUGAUACGAGAAGACUCCAAUAGUGGACUAGGAAACCUGAAGAAGCGACCUGAGCAAAAGAGCCACCAAAGUGCUGCUUAUUGCAAUCUGGUCAGUCAUACAUGA
This is a messenger RNA of Nerophis lumbriciformis (worm pipefish), 4251 nucleotides long. NCBI's taxonomy places the organism in Eukaryota, Metazoa, Chordata, Actinopteri, Syngnathiformes, Syngnathidae. The record is from RefSeq and is a predicted model, not a curated record.